UUUCGAUAGAACCCCAAUACCAUCGCACAAGCGUUACACUCAUCGUUCAUACAUUACCACGCAUAAUGCCGGCAAACUGUUUACAUUCCAGAACACCAAAAAAGCAGAAAGCUGAAAGAGAAAUUGAUAAUCAGCGAUGUAAAUACAACAUUCAGUCUCUUGUGUGGUCUUCCUAAACACGGACGCAUUGAAGCCAGCAGCGUUCGGUUCGAUACUUACUCAUACCGUAGCCACGUAGUCGAUCCCAUUUUCGAGAAAUCAACUUUGAAAAUGCUCUCUGUUACCUGCAUUGCUCCUGUUAAUAUAGCCGUAAUUAAAUAUUGGGGAAAGCGCGAUGAAGACCUAAUUUUACCGCUGAAUGACUCCGUUAGUGCAACGCUGUCCACUGAUCACCUUUGUACGAAAACGACAAUAACCACGUGCGAGAGUUUCGCCGAAAAUAAAAUCAUUCUGAACGGAAAGGAAGAGUCGUUUGAUAAUCCUCGUCUGUUGCGGUGCCUCGAAGAAAUUAAAAAGCGAGCAAAGGCAUCCAACAAAUGUAAACCGGAAAUACUCAAAUGGAAUGUGCAUGUGAAGACUGAAAAUAAUUUCCCCACUGCCGCGGGUUUGGCCUCCAGCGCUUCCGGAUAUGCUUGUUUGGUGUACACCCUGGCCUGUCUGUAUGGAAUUGAAAACGAGGAAAUCAGCUCGAUCGCUCGCCAGGGAAGUGGUUCGGCUUGCCGUAGUCUACACUCUGGAUUUGUGCAGUGGCAAAAAGGCGAGCACCCAGAUGGUAGCGAUUCAGUGGCCGUUCAGUUGGUGCCCCAUGACUUUUGGCCGGAAAUGCGAAUCAUCGUUUUGGUGGUGAACGACGCGCGGAAGAAGACUAGUUCCACUGGCGGAAUGUCAACCAGCGUGAAAACUUCCAAGCUGUUGAAGUAUCGUGUGGAAGAGUGCGUUCCAAAGCAUACCAAAGAUUUGGUGGAGGCAUUGAACAAAAAAGACUUUGAAACGUUCGGUAAAAUCACCAUGCAGGAUAGCAAUCAAUUCCACGCGGUCUGCCUAGAUACCUAUCCGCCAUGUGUCUACAUGAACGAUAUUUCAUUUGCCGUUGUCAAUAUGGUGCACCAGUUUAACGCCCUGAAGAAGGAAGUCAAAGUGGCAUAUACCUUCGAUGCCGGUCCGAAUGCGUGCCUUUACUUGUUGGAGAAGGACGUCCCGGAGGUACUGGCAGUGGUAAACAAAGUCUUCCCAAAUGACAAACUCGGUGAUCCGGAAUAUAUCAAGGGGAUUGCUGUAGACCUAUCAGAACUGCCAGAAGCACAGGCAGAGUUCACUGCCAGUGGGAAUAAUCUGCUGAAAUACAUCAUCAACACCAAAGUUGGAGAGGGACCGAAGCGAAUUGAUUAGGUGUAAUUAUUAGUAUAGUCUCGAAAUCGUCUACUAAUCGAAUAUGUGGUGAUGGAUAACGGCUUUCUUUCUACAAACAUACAUCCAACUUGAAAUAAAUUGAAGUUCUGAAAUUUACCAUUUCUUCAUCGGAGAA
Molecule: messenger RNA, 1525 nt
Organism: Aedes aegypti (yellow fever mosquito)
Lineage: Eukaryota; Metazoa; Arthropoda; Insecta; Diptera; Culicidae
Gene: Mvd
Product: diphosphomevalonate decarboxylase
Exons: 6
Coding region: 271-1389 (372 amino acids)
Biological process (GO): isoprenoid biosynthetic process; isopentenyl diphosphate biosynthetic process, mevalonate pathway
Cellular component (GO): cytosol
Molecular function (GO): ATP binding; diphosphomevalonate decarboxylase activity
Source: RefSeq, a predicted model, not a curated record